AUGAGUCCUGGGAAUGCAACAGACGUCUCUGAGUUAUUCCUCCGUGGCUUCCCAAUCCAGCCAGAGUUUCAACGGCUCCUCUUCCUGCUAUUCAUCUCUAUGUACCUGCUGGCCUUUCUGGGGAACGCAACAAUCAUCUUCUUGAUCCGUUCUGAUUUACGGCUCCUCCAGGCUCCUAUGUAUUUCUUCCUCAGCCACCUUGCCUUUGCUGACUUGGUCUUCAUCUCCACCACCAUCCCCAAAGUGCUAGAAAACUUGUUGUCUCAGAAAAGGACCAUCUCCUAUCAUGGCUGCUUGGUCCAGAUGUUCUUUUUUAUGUGUUUUGGCAACUCAGACAGCUUCCUGUUGGCUUCCAUGGCCUACGACCGUUACGUGGCCAUCUGCUUCCCCCUGCGUUAUUCUGCCCUGAUGAGCCGUAAGCGUUGCCUCCUCCUUGCAACAGUGUCCUGGGUUAUCCCUAUUGCCCACUCUCUGCUUUAUACCAUUUUGAUGUCUCACAUGUCUUUCUGUGACUCUAGAGAGAUCCCACAUUUCUUCUGCGAUCUUCCUUCUGUGUUGGAGAUCUCUUGCUCAGACCGCAGUGUCAUAGAAAUGCUGAUUCCGACUGAAGGAGUGGUGGAGAUCCUGGGGCCGUUUGUGCUGAUCGUCAUCUCCUAUACGGGCAUUUUCUACACCAUCCUGAAGAUUCCAUCCAACUCUGGAAAGAAAAAGGCUUUCUCCACGUGUGGGUCCCACAUUGCUGUGGUUGUCUUGUUUUAUGGAUCUGUGACCUGGGUUUAUUACAAGCCACGUACCAACAGCACAGAUCCAAAAAAAACUGUGGCCGCUGUCAUGUUUACCAUGGUGACCCCUAUGCUGAAUCCCUUCAUCUACAGUCUCAGGAAUAGUGAAAUGAAAGCAGCCUUGAAGAGGAUCAUUGGGCACCAUUUUCAUUACUGUUGUUCCCUCUGGGAUGCUCCGACAGCUGGGCUGAGGUCGUCUUUCUCUCUGCACGCAUGUCCUCCUCUGCAUACAACCGUCCGAUUUAGCCUAAUGAGUCCUGGGAAUGCAACAGACUUCUCUGAGUUAUUCCUCCAUGGCUUCCCAAUCCAGCCAGAGUUUCAAGGGCUCCUCUUCCUGCUAUUCCUCUCCAUGUACCUGCUGGCCUUUCUGGGGAACGCAACAAUCGUCUUCUUGAUCCGUUCUGAUUCACGGCUCCUCCACACUCCUAUGUAUUUCUUCCUCAGCCACCUUGCCUUAGCUGACUUGGGCUUCACCUCCACCACCAUCCCCAAAGUGCUAGAAAACUUGUUGUCUCACAAGAAGACCAUCUCCUAUCAUGGCUGCCUGGUCCAGAUGUACUUUUAUGUGUGUUUUGGCAAUUCAGACAGCUUCCUGUUGGCUUCCAUGGCCUACGACCGUUAUGUGGCCAUCUGCUUCCCCCUGCGUUAUUCUGCCCUGAUGAGCCGUAAGCGUUGCCUCCUCCUUGCAACAGUGUCCUGGGUUAUCCCUAUUGUCCACUCUCUGCUUUAUACCAUUUUGAUGUCUCACAUGUCUUUCUGUGACUCUAGAGAGAUCCCACAUUUCUUCUGCGAUCUUUACCCUAUGUUGGAGAUCUCUUGCUCAGACCGCAGUGUCAUAGAAAUGCUGAUUCUGACUGAAGGGUCGGUGGAGGUCCUGGGGCCGUUUUUGCUGAUCGUCAUCUCCUAUAUGGGCAUUUUCUACACCAUCCUGAAGAUUCCAUCCAACUCUGGAAAGAAAAAGGCUUUCUCCACGUGUGGGUCCCACAUUGCUGUGGUUGUCUUGUUUUAUGGCACUGUGAGCUGGAUUUAUUUCAAGCCACGUUCCAACAACUCGGAUCGCAAGGACACUGUGGCCGCUGUCAUGUAUACCAUGGUGACCCCUAUGCUGAAUCCCUUCAUCUACAGUCUCAGGAAUAGUGAAAUGAAAGCAGCCUUGACGAGGAUGCUCCUGGAAAAAAAAAUCUGUGUUUUCACAAGCCAAAUGGUCUAAAAUUGUCACUGCAUUAGAAAUUAAAGAUACCAAAACCUUUUGGUCACUCCUUUCAAUAAAAGCUACCACUCACUUUCCUAAUAUAAGUGAUGAAGCUUGGAUUACGCAUUUUACCACUGUUUUUUAUGAUUCCCAAGUUUUUAAGAUGGAAAAUUUUAAAUCUUCUUCAGCAGUAACCACACAAUUUCAAAUUAAUGUUGAGGAGAUGAAAAAGAUAAUUCUUUCGUUAAAGCAAGGAAAAUCCCCUGGUAUGGACAGCAUCUCAAUAGAUCUGCUGAGAUGAAAUGUGGAAUAGUGGGCCACUAAUCUUGUCCGGCUCUUUAACUCUAUUAAUCAUUUAGGCCUUGUACCUAAAUCAUGGAAUAACUCAAUAGUGGUGCCGAUUUUUUAAAAAGGUGAUAGGAAUUGCCAAGAGAAUUACAGGCCUAUUAGUUUGUUACCAUGCAUAAGUAAAAUCUAUGCCAAAUUUCUGCUUAUUAAACUGGAAGAAUCAAUGCUUACAAAAGGUAAGGAACAAGCUGGUUUCAAGACAGGUUCUUCAACUCUUGACCAGUGUCUAGUGUUAAGUCAUCUUGUAGACAAAUAUGUCUUGAGAAACAAACGAAGACUUUUUGUGGCAUUUGUAGAUUUUAAAAGUGCCUUUGAUUCGGUCGAUCGUAAUAAACUGUGGACCAAAUUAGAACACCUUAGUAUUGUCUCAUACCUGCUUACAUUGAUUCAAAGUUUACACUCCAAUAACCAAAUAUAUGUUAAAGUUUCAAAAGAUGGUAGAUUUGUAGGACCAAUUCUGAAUAACCGAGGAGUUAGGCAAGGCUGUAUCCUGGCUCCUACCCUAUUUAAUCUCUUUUUA
Molecule: messenger RNA, 2842 nt
Organism: Podarcis raffonei (Aeolian wall lizard)
Lineage: Eukaryota; Metazoa; Chordata; Lepidosauria; Squamata; Lacertidae
Exons: 4
Coding region: 1-1992 (663 amino acids)
Biological process (GO): G protein-coupled receptor signaling pathway
Cellular component (GO): membrane
Molecular function (GO): G protein-coupled receptor activity; olfactory receptor activity
Source: RefSeq, a predicted model, not a curated record